Molecule: messenger RNA, 597 nt
Organism: Uloborus diversus
Lineage: Eukaryota; Metazoa; Arthropoda; Arachnida; Araneae; Uloboridae
Product: ADP-ribosylation factor-like protein 4A
Exons: 1
Coding region: 1-597 (198 amino acids)
Biological process (GO): vesicle-mediated transport; intracellular protein transport
Cellular component (GO): cytoplasm
Molecular function (GO): GTP binding; GTPase activity
Source: RefSeq, a predicted model, not a curated record
AUGGGAUCCACAGUUGGUAAAGGUGCUUCUCUCCUGGAAAGUUUGCCUCCUAAUCAUACGUUACAUGUCGUAAUGCUGGGCCUGGACUCGGCCGGUAAGACCACAGCGUUGUACAGAUUGAAAUUCGACCAGUUUCUCAACACAGUACCCACAAUCGGCUUCAACUGCGAAAAGAUUCGGGGUACCACAGGCAAAGCCAAGGGCACGAGCUUCCUCAUUUGGGACGUUGGAGGUCAAGAUAAACUGCGACCUCUCUGGAGGUCAUACACGAGGUGCACGGAUGGCAUCGUUUUUGUCUUGGACAGCGUGGAUGAUGAGAGGCUUGAAGAAGCCCGCAUGGAACUUAUCCGGGUUGCCAGGGCUCCCGAAAACCUAGGAGUGCCAAUCCUGGUCUUGGCCAACAAACAAGAUCUUCCAGGUGCCAAAGACCCUCACGAGAUCGAGAGGAUACUUGGGCUUGGCUCGGCCCACUUGUGGCACGUGCAACCUGCCUGUGCCAUCGUUGGAGAUGGCCUGGAAGAAGGACUUGAAAUUUUAUACGAGAUGAUUCUGAAGAGACGACGUCAGCUGAAGCAGGCGAAGAAGAAAUUUACUUGA